Corylus avellana is the source of this 1593-nucleotide messenger RNA. It is a transcript of the gene AAH, whose product is annotated as allantoate amidohydrolase. Gene Ontology annotation, molecular function: hydrolase activity, acting on carbon-nitrogen (but not peptide) bonds, in linear amidines. Lineage: Eukaryota; Viridiplantae; Streptophyta; Magnoliopsida; Fagales; Betulaceae. The record is from RefSeq and is a predicted model, not a curated record.
GUUUGCAAGCGACCCACUCUGGCAGCCAUGGCAGUUUCUCCGUUUACAAGGCGGAGCGUCAUGACGAUAUUGUUCGAUUAUUUGGCGCUCUCUCUGUUAUCUACUGCUGCUUCCGCCGGUUCUAUGUUCUCCGAUACGGGAAUAAGCAGUAGGAGCGAUUUGUUUGGCGAAAUCCUGAGGGAUGAGGCAGUGGCAAGGCUUAAUGAGCUUGGAAAGGUAAGUGAUGCUGAUGGCUACCUUGAGAGGACGUUCAUGAGUCCAGCUUCUGUGCGGGUUGGAAACCUUAUUCGUGGUUGGAUGGAGGAUGCUGGUUUGAGAACAUGGGUAGACCAGAUGGGCAAUGUGCAUGGUCGGGUUGAGGGAAUGAAUGCAAAUGCUGCGGCUCUAUUGAUUGGUUCUCAUUUGGAUACUGUUGUGGAUGCUGGGAUAUUUGAUGGAUCGUUAGGCAUAAUCUCUGCAUUAUCUGCACUAAAGGUUUUGAAAACCAAUGGGACGUUAGGAAAACUAAGGCGGCCAAUCGAGGUGAUUGCAUUUUGUGAUGAGGAGGGAGUGAGAUUUCAGUCUACUUUCUUGGGCAGUGCUGCUGUAGCUGGUAUUUUACCAGCUACAGCUUUGCAGAUAUCUGAUAAGAGUGGUGUAACAGUGCAAGAUGUUCUUAAGGAGAACUCCAUAGAAAUUUCAGAGGAAACCCUGUUACAGCUCAAGUAUGAUCCAGGGUCUGUCUGGGGUUAUGUUGAGGUUCACAUUGAACAAGGACCUGUAUUAGAACGACUUGGUUUUCCUCUUGGUGUGGUUAGAGGCAUUGCUGGACAGACACGACUCAAGGUUACGGUGAGAGGGUCACAGGGGCAUGCAGGAACUGUUCCCAUGUCUAUGCGUCAGGAUCCUAUGGCUGCUGCUGCAGAAUUAAUUGUCCUGUUGGAAAGACUCUGUAAACAUCCUAAAGAUUUUCUAUCUUUUGAUGGUCAUUGCAAUGAUAUAUCAGUGGAAUCACUCUCCAAUUCUCUUGUCUGCACCGUUGGAGAGAUAUCAACAUGGCCAAGUGCAAGUAAUGUCAUUCCAGGCCAGGUGACAUUCACUGUGGAUUUACGUGCAAUGGAUGACAUGGGACGCGAAUCCGUUAUUUAUGAAUUAUCUAAUCAGAUGUAUCAAAUAUGUGAGAGGCGUUCGGUUUCUUGCGUCGUCGAUCGUAAGCAUGAUGCGAAUGCAGUGAUUUGUGAUUCUGAAUUGAGGUCUCAGCUAAAGGCUGCAGCUUACUCUGCACUCAAGAAAAUGGCAGGUGAGAUUCAAGAUGAAAUUCCUGCCUUAAUGAGUGGUGCAGGACAUGAUGCAAUGCCCAUGUCUCAUUUAACAAAGGUAGGAAUGCUGUUUGUCCGCUGUCGUGGAGGCAUAAGCCAUUCCCCUGCAGAGCAUGUAUUGGACGAUGAUGUUUGGGCAGCUGGUUUGGCAAUCUUGGCAUUUCUAGAGACCCACAUGUAAAUUUGAACAUUUGUUGACAUUAAUGUACAGCAGAGCAGUCAACGUAGAUGAAUCUGACCAUUUUGAAUAUUUUUUUUAAAAAUAAAUAAAUAAAUUUCAGUAGUUGUUAUUAUA